AUGUGGUUUGGUGGUUUAACCGUGAUCACCAUUACAGAGGAGACAUUCUUCUGUGGCAACUAUGCAGUAGUCGCAUCGACUACGAUGGCCGGUCGUCAAGUCGACUUGAUCGAUAUACAGAGCCAGCCAGAUGGAAAACAUCGUUUCAUUCUGAACUAUCAGGAUCACUUGAAGAAGAUGGUGUGUCUUCGGGCUCUACAGACGAAAACUGCUGAAGAGGUUGCUUUCCACCUCGUUGAUAUAUUCUGUGACAAAGGAGCCCCCCAUAUACUGCAGUCUGACAAUGAAAGAGAAUUCUCAAAUAAGCUUGUCAAGGAAGUUCUGAUGAUGUGGCGAGAGCGCAAGAUGGUUCAUGGCAAAUCACGACAUUCCCAAUCGCAGGGCUCGGUGGAACGUGCCAACAGGGAUAUUGAAGCAAGUCUCGCAUGUUGGAUGAAGGACAACAACUUUACGCAAUGGUCACAGGGACUGCGCUUUGUCCAGUGGAAGAAAAAUACCCGCUUUCACUCCGGAAUUGGAAGGACACCAUAUGAGGCCAUGUAUGGACAGAAGGCUCGUCUUGGUGUUGACGCAACUUUUGUACCAGAGGAAGUCCUGGACAGUAUGCAGACGGAGGAGCAGCUUGCAGAGGCACUAGGUGUUGUUAAUGAGCUCACAGACAUAGAGGAGGAAGAGACAGGUGUUGAAGAGCAAGAAGAACCAUCCGCUGUCAUUAACUGA
This is a messenger RNA of Macrobrachium nipponense, 720 nucleotides long. Its product is annotated as KRAB-A domain-containing protein 2-like. Gene Ontology annotation, molecular function: nucleic acid binding. Gene Ontology annotation, biological process: DNA integration. The coding region runs from base 1 to 720 and encodes 239 amino acids. The transcript is spliced from 3 exons. Lineage: Eukaryota; Metazoa; Arthropoda; Malacostraca; Decapoda; Palaemonidae. The record is from RefSeq and is a predicted model, not a curated record.